This is a messenger RNA of Episyrphus balteatus (marmalade hoverfly), 2319 nucleotides long. RefSeq names its product heat shock protein 60A (gene Hsp60A). Gene Ontology annotation, molecular function: ATP-dependent protein folding chaperone; protein-folding chaperone binding; ATP binding. Lineage: Eukaryota; Metazoa; Arthropoda; Insecta; Diptera; Syrphidae. Gene Ontology annotation, biological process: protein refolding; protein import into mitochondrial intermembrane space; apoptotic mitochondrial changes. Gene Ontology annotation, cellular component: mitochondrial inner membrane; mitochondrial matrix. The transcript is spliced from 3 exons. The record is from RefSeq and is a predicted model, not a curated record. The coding region runs from base 137 to 1861 and encodes 574 amino acids.
ACGAAAAGUCAUUUCAAAUCACGUUUUCCUUCUGCUCAGACCGGCAGUUGUUGUGAAUUUCCAUUGGUUAUAAUUAUAAUUAUUUUUUCUUUGUGAAAUAUAUUUAAUUAAAACAGUGAAUCAAAUAAUUUUCAACAUGUAUCGCCUGCCAGCAACAAUUUCUCGUCUCUCCGUUGCCCGCCAAUAUGCUGUGCGCCAAAUGUCAAAGGACGUUAGGUUCGGACCAGAAGUACGUGCUCUUAUGCUUCAAGGCGUUGAUGUACUAGCCGAUGCUGUAGCCGUUACUAUGGGACCAAAAGGACGCAACGUUAUCAUUGAACAGUCAUGGGGUUCACCAAAGAUCACAAAAGAUGGUGUCACCGUUGCUAAGUCAAUUGAAUUAAAAGACAAAUUCCAAAACAUUGGCGCCAAAUUGGUACAAGAUGUUGCCAACAACACUAACGAAGAAGCUGGAGAUGGAACAACUACAGCUACUGUUUUGGCCCGCGCUAUCGCCAAGGAAGGUUUUGAGAAAAUCUCCAAGGGUGCCAAUCCAGUAGAGAUUCGUCGUGGUGUUAUGAUUGCAGUUGAUGCUGUUAAGGACAAUCUCAAAGCUAUGUCCCGUCCUGUAAGCACACCCGAAGAAAUUGCUCAGGUAGCCACAAUCUCUGCUAACGGAGACGUUGCAGUAGGAAACCUCAUCAGCGAGGCCAUGAAGAAAGUGGGACGUGAUGGUGUCAUCACUGUUAAGGAUGGAAAAACCUUAACCGAUGAACUAGAAGUAAUUGAAGGCAUGAAAUUCGACAGAGGAUAUAUUUCGCCGUAUUUUAUUAACUCUUCGAAGGGUGCCAAGGUUGAAUUCCAAGAUGCUCUGGUAUUGUUUUCCGAGAAGAAAAUCUCCUCCGUUCAAUCAAUCAUCCCAUGUCUUGAACUUGCCAAUGCCCAAAGGAAACCUUUAGUGAUUAUUGCUGAAGAUAUUGACGGAGAAGCCUUGAGCACCUUAGUGGUGAACCGUUUGAAAAUCGGUCUUCAGGUUGCAGCUGUAAAAGCUCCAGGUUUCGGUGAUAACCGCAAAUCCACUCUGACCGACAUGGCUAUUUCUUCGGGUGGUAUUGUCUUUGGUGACGAUGCUAAUUUGGUGAAGCUGGAAGAUGUUCAACUCAGUGAUUUGGGAAAAGUUGGUGAGGUCGUUAUCACAAAAGACGACACUCUUUUGUUGAAGGGCAAGGGCAAGAAGGAGGACAUUGACAGGCGUGUAACCCAAAUUAAGGAUCAAAUUGAAGAAACUACCUCUGAAUAUGAAAAGGAAAAGCUACAAGAACGUCUUGCUCGUCUUGCUUCUGGAGUAGCACUCUUGCGUGUUGGUGGAUCCAGCGAAGUUGAGGUGAACGAAAAGAAGGACCGUGUUCAUGACGCACUAAAUGCAACCCGCGCUGCUGUUGAAGAAGGUAUCGUUCCCGGAGGUGGUACUGCCUUGCUGCGUUGCAUUCCCAAAUUAGAUGGCCUUAAAGGUGCCAACGAAGAUCAAAACAUGGGAAUUGAUAUUGUUCGUCGCGCUCUUCGUAUGCCAUGUAUGACCAUCGCCAAAAAUGCCGGCGUUGAUGGUGCCAUGGUUGUAGCUAAGGUUGAGGUCAAGGACGGAGAUUUCGGCUACGACGCAUUGAAGUCUGAAUAUGGAAACCUCAUCGAAAAAGGUAUCAUCGAUCCCACCAAAGUUGUGAGAACCGCCUUGACUGAUGCUUCCGGUGUUGCUUCCCUCCUAACGACAGCUGAAGCUGUUGUCUGUGAAUCUCCCAAAGAAGAUGGCGCUCCUGGUGGUAUGCCUGGUAUGGGUGGCAUGGGAGGCAUGGGAGGUAUGGGUGGAAUGGGCGGUAUGAUGUAAAAGCAAUAACCACUGACCAUCCAGCGCAUCACUGCUUACUUUAUACAUAAAAUGUACUUUUUGUUUCAUUUUAUUAUUUUUUUUUUGUAUUUUUAAAAACAAAUUCCGUUUCUUUUUUUACGUUACUUCCAUUUAUUAUUAUACAUAUUAUAUAUGUAAAAACAGAACAAUUUUAUUUUUGUUUGUAAGUGCAGCAAGUCGCAAUUGGUUGAUCUUAAGACUUACAUUAGAUUGAGAAGAAGAUUUAAAUCAUUCGACUGAGUGUGCACUUAAGUGGGAGUUUCUUUCAAGAAAAAUAAUAAUAGAUUUUAGUUACCUGUUAAUAAAAAAUUAUAAAACGUGUUUUUAGAAAACCUGUUAAAUUGCAUUUAUCUUUACGGGUUUUUUAGUUUAUACGAAAAUUUAAUUGUACGUCUUAUUUCGGGACAAAUAAAAUUAUAUAAUUUUUAAAAAUAAAA